GAAAUACGUUUUUAUCAUAAUUGCAUCCCCACUCUCUGACACUGUCUUUUAUUCCCAGUUUCGUCGUUGUUGCUUCCAUUCAAGAAAUUUCUCAGAGCCAAAGCUCUCUCCUUUUUUUAUCUGGGGCUAAAGAAGCACUGGUGACUGAAGUUGUGAGGAGGGCUUUCCUUGAUUCAUGGCAUUUGAGCACUACUUUUCCCAGGAACUGAAAACCAUCCCAAAUGCUGUGACAGAAACAGAAAAUUCCAAUGGUUGUUUUGAUUGCAACAUUUGCUUAGACUCUGCGCAUGAACCGGUAGUCACAUUCUGUGGCCACCUUUACUGCUGGCCAUGCAUCUACAAGUGGCUGCAUGUCCAAAGUGAUUCUCUUGCACCUGAUGAGCACCCACAAUGCCCUGUUUGUAAAGCUGAUAUAUCCCAUACCGCAAUGGUCCCACUGUAUGGCCGGGGCCAGGCCCCCCCUGAUGGGAAGAUAUCCUGUUGUGAUAUUUUUACACCACCAAGACCAUCUGCUUCAAGUGUUCAAGCUCUGUUGGCAACAUCAUCUCAAAGGGGUCAGCAGCUUCCAUAUCGCAAUCCUUAUCAGGGUCAAUAUUUCAGCCCUCCUCUAUACCAAGAAGGGGAUGCCACCUCACAAAUGCUCAAUCUUGGUGCCACCAUGACUCCAGGAUCCCACCACCCUGUGGUUGGGAUGUUUGGGGAAAUGGUUUAUGCCAGAGUGUUUGGAAACUCAGAAAAUUUGUAUGCCUACCCGAAUUCUUAUCGGCUGAUGGGAAGGAAUAGCCCUAGAUUGAGAAGGCGAGAAAUGCAGGCAGACAAAUCAUUGAACAGAAUUUCAAUUUUUCUCUUUUGCUGCUUUCUUCUUUGUCUAAUCGUUUUCUGAGUAGGCAGUUGAAAUUUAUUCUCCUUUUUCCUUUUGUAUAAUUUGCAAAGAAGCAUGGAUGCAAGCUUUAAGAACUUGAUAGAUUGAGUGAUUUAUCAUUGGCUAAAGAACUUUAUGUUCUUUCUACAUUUAGUACACACUAAAUCGGAGUUCCCUAUUGCAGAAAGCCACUAUCUGUGUAUGUUAUACCUUU
Gastrolobium bilobum is the source of this 1076-nucleotide messenger RNA. RefSeq names its product E3 ubiquitin-protein ligase RMA1H1-like. The transcript has 2 exons. Lineage: Eukaryota; Viridiplantae; Streptophyta; Magnoliopsida; Fabales; Fabaceae. Gene Ontology annotation, biological process: ubiquitin-dependent protein catabolic process. Bases 176 to 883 code for a protein of 235 amino acids. Gene Ontology annotation, molecular function: ubiquitin protein ligase activity; ubiquitin-like protein conjugating enzyme binding; metal ion binding. Gene Ontology annotation, cellular component: endoplasmic reticulum. The record is from RefSeq and is a predicted model, not a curated record.